AGAUUUGCUGAAAUCCUUCUUCCCCCCAAAAAUGGGGCAGCAUGAAGAUACCACUAUCCAGUGAUCGCAGACAGUAAUUGGCAAUAAACGCCCAAUUAAGCUGCAGUUAUUUGUAGAACCAAUUGUCACAUCUUCGCAGAGUCUCAGAAGCUCGGUACUAUAAGGAAAGAUCUAAUCAGAGCAAGCGAUAGCCACGCUUCUUGCGGCCUUUCUUCCCCUUUGUAGUUCAGAGAAAGAGACUCCAAUUCCCGUCAUGCAGUACGGGAGGGACCGGAGCCGGAAGCGCUGGCUAUUCUGCCGUCCGCCCCGCGGAUGGGCGGGAGCGCCGGAGGAGCGGCGGCUGUCGGGGCGUCGCGAAGGAAGAGGCGGCUGCACCGGUGGCAAUCCAGGCCGAGCGGCCCGGAGGGGGGAAGGUGUCCAGGGCUGGAGCCGCUCCCAUCCCCCCGUGCUGCGGGGCAAGAUGCCCCGCCGGAAGCAGCCCCACCCGCAGCCCGGCAAAGUGGACGUUCCAGGUGCUCCGGCCGAGCCGUCAAGAGAGGAGAGCCCGGCGCCGCAAGCCAGCUUCCUCUUAAAGCAGGAGCUGUCCCUGUCCCUGGAGGACGAGGAGGAGAGCAGUGCCCCGAUUCUGGCCUUCGAAAAGGACUCAGAAGACUCCCUCGGGGGGACACCUGGACUGCCAGCUUACACGCUGAGUGACGAGGAUCUCCCGUCUCUGUGCCAGGCCCAGGACGAAGAUGGAGAGAAUGAAGGGCCAGGCCGGGCUUGCCAGCACUGUGGCCUGCCUAGUCCUGGUUCUACUCCCUGCUGCCCCUCUGAGGUAGGGGAUGAGGAAGGCUCCCCUAAGGGGCGUGUAGUCUUUUCCUGCCAACUGUGCCCCUUCGCCUCACACUACUCCAGCCACCUCAAGCGGCACAUGAAGACUCACAAUGGCGAGAAACCUUACCGCUGUCCACAUUGCCCGUAUGCCUCGGCUCAGCUGGUUAACCUGACACGCCAUUUGCGAACCCACACUGGUGAGAAGCCCUACCACUGCCCCACCUGCCCCUUCGCUUGCAGCAGCCUUGGCAACCUCAAGAGACACCAGCGGGUCCAUGGCCAGGAACGUCCAGUGCGCUGUAGCUCCUGCAGCUGCCACUGUGUCCAGGGGAAUUCCCUCCAGCAUCACAGCGCGGGGAUCCAGGGGGAGUCGGAGGCAGAAAUGGAGGGACCACCCAUUGCAGAUCAGGAGACAGAGCCACCACCAUUGCUGCCUAGCUCCCCAUUCCUGCAGGCAGAAGACUCUAAUACGGUUCUUCCCGAGCUGCUCUUCCCGUUCACGUGCAGGGCAUGUGGAUUGGUGCUACAAGCUGAUGAAGGCUUGGGUGAGCCAGUGUGUGGGCGUUGCAGCUUGGCAGUGCUGGGGGCUGAACCAGCCUCACCAAAAGGCUUCUCCUGCCAAUUAUGCCCUUUUAUUACCACCUAUCCUAACCACCUGGCCCGCCAUAUGAAGACACACAGCGGAGAGAAGCCCUUUGCCUGUGCUCUCUGCCCAUAUGCCUCAGCCCAUCUGGACAACCUCAAGCGGCACCAGCGGGUGCACACUGGUGAGAAGCCCUACAAGUGCCCCCUGUGCCCUUAUGCCUGUGGCAAUCUUGCCAACCUCAAGCGCCAUGGACGCAUCCAUUCGGGAGACAAGCCUUUCCGCUGCCGUCUCUGCCCAUAUUCAUGCAACCAGAGCAUGAACCUCAAGCGCCACAUGCUGAGGCACACAGGUGAAAAGCCUUUUCAGUGCCGCAUCUGCCCCUACACUACUGGCCACUGGGACAAUUACAAGCGUCACCAGAAGGUGCACGGGCAGGGCCUGGCAGAGGAAGGAGGGCCUGGCCCAGACAGUAGCCUGACCUAAUGAUGUUGGAAGACUCCUCGGGCUUCUGAGCUCUCAUUAUAGUUGCCUGCUGUCAAGCCUAUGUAAAAGAUUGACUGGGAUGUGCAGGAGAAGGAGCUGUAUGUACCUGCAGGAGCAGCAGCACCCCUUUGCUUUUAAGAAAGGGUUAUUUCCUUUGCCGAAAAGCACCUCAGGGCCAUGCCCUAUCCAACGCUUCUGUGCAUAGGAAGAAAAGGGCAUCUGCUCUCCAGACCGUUCUCUGAAACUGUUGCUCUGUGGGACAGCUGAAGCCUGCAGAGAGGAGCUCCUUUGUCCUCUUUUGUCCUUUUUGUGCCUCCCCUCUCUAGUCCUUUAAUUGUGGUUGCUGCUUGAAUCUGUGUAAUUUAUAUGGUGUAUUAAUGCAUUAAACUG
Molecule: messenger RNA, 2275 nt
Organism: Python bivittatus (Burmese python)
Lineage: Eukaryota; Metazoa; Chordata; Lepidosauria; Squamata; Pythonidae
Gene: ZNF513
Product: zinc finger protein 513
Biological process (GO): positive regulation of transcription by RNA polymerase II
Cellular component (GO): nucleus
Molecular function (GO): DNA-binding transcription activator activity, RNA polymerase II-specific; RNA polymerase II cis-regulatory region sequence-specific DNA binding
Source: RefSeq, a predicted model, not a curated record